Electrophorus electricus (electric eel) is the source of this 2943-nucleotide messenger RNA. RefSeq names its product putative methyltransferase-like protein 24. Lineage: Eukaryota; Metazoa; Chordata; Actinopteri; Gymnotiformes; Gymnotidae. The record is from RefSeq and is a predicted model, not a curated record.
UAAAGAUGAUGUCCCUGGCAGUUAUUAUUAAGGUCAUAAGGUUGAGAUCAUUUCCUGUUAGAAAUAUUUGGUUGCUCAUAUUUCUGUAGUAGAUUGUACUGAUAUGAACUGGAGUUUCCAUUUUUUAGAGUGUGGAUUAUAAUCACACAUGUCACUUCACUGCUGUGUUCCCUUCAUUGGCUCCCUAUAGCUGCCAGCAUCAGAUUUAAAACCUUGAUGCUUGCCUACAAAGCCAAAAAUGGCCCAGCCCCUCCAUACAAUGAUGUCAAAGGUCAAUGCCAAAUCCGUACCUUGAAUACUUUGAACCACAAGUACUUGGCUUGAAAUGCCAUGCUUCAAGUCUCAUGGAAGACAAGCAUCGAAACUAUUCUCUGUCCUGGUUCUCAGAUGAUGGAACGAACCUCUGCUGGCUGUCCGGACAGCAGAGUGCCUUGCAGUCUUCGUAGACUGAAGACCCAUCUAUUUGUGGAAUAUUUAAAUGACUGCUGAUCCUCCUCCUAUGGGUGUCUUGUGAAAUCGCCAUGCCUCCAGCAUUACAAAGAGAGGAGGCUCAGAAAUCAUGGGUGCUUUGUUUGGAUGACAAAUUCCCCAGUGCCCAGCGUCUCAACACUAAACACUGUAGAGUCUACUCUUUAAGGCUGGGAGGGGAAGACCUGUGGCUGGAGAAGGCUCUGGCCACCGCUGGCUGCGAGGUUCACUGUUUCGACCCCAGCAUCGGCGCGGCACACCUUCAGGACUCAGGGGUGUGGCUGCACCGGCUCUCCAUUGACUGGAGGGAGCCAAACCCAGCCAUCUCAGCACAGAGGCAACGCAGCAGCACCAAGAAGCUGGCCGCCAUCCUCAAUGACUUUGGGCACAGACAGGUGGAUGUGCUGAAGGUAGACAUGGAGAGUGCGGAAUGGAAGAUUCUAGAGAAUCUGGUCCUGGAAGGAGUUUUGCAUUCUGUAGGCCUCCUGCUUCUUGAGGUCCAUCUGCAUUGGGCAGGGUUCGAGGUGGGCGGGGACGAGCCAAACGUGGUGCGCUAUUGGUUUAGCCUGCUGAGAGAGCUUGAGCGUGCACAUUUCAGUCUCUACCACAGCUACAGUGUCCCCGCAAAGCCACGCCUCUUUCUUCAGAGGAACCUACACAACACAAGCAGCACUUAUAUACUGGGGUGGGUCAACACACGUUACGCUCCGCAGUGAGAUCGACUUGCCUGGCACGAAUUUGAAUUAAGGGGAACAUUGUUCAGAAGGGCAUGGCAGCUGUGCUGACCAAAGUAAACUUUGAGGCCAAAAGUUGCAACCGGAUGUACUCAGAUUUGACAGUUUGGCCUGUUCACUGUAGUGCUGUUUUCAUAUGGCAGAGCUGCCUCGUCCUUUGUAGGGAAAAAGAUGAGGGCGGGGGGGCUAUAAUUGCUUCUAAGCACUCAGCAGCAUUUUAUGUAAAGGUCAUAUUAUUUCCAGAGGUCAGCUACGCAGUUAGAAAAGCUUCCGCGGGAGAGAGCCCAUCUACUGGUCAGGCGUUUGACCCUUCGCCUCUUAUGGGAAGAAUCUGGUCCGAGAACGAUGACCCUUCAUUCUGGGAGACACGGGGUGAGCUAGUCUUGGUUGGCGGGCAAAUGAACAGGCUCAAAAAAAAGAAGUAAUGAGGUUGGAAUAGAGCUCCAGGCAGGAAAAGAGCUCAAACCGAACACAGCAGACUAGUUUUGCUCUCUGGUAUGCUCAAAAUCUAAGAGACGCACAACUGACUAGAGUGGUCCUGCGAUUUAAGAAGGUUGGUCAGAAAGCAUAGGAGAAUGAGCCCCUGGGCUGUCGACGCAGACUGCUUGGGAAAAUGUUCCCUCCUCCCUCAUCCUUGGGAAGAAUUUUUUUUUUGUAUCGUCACCAUCAACACAUAAAGCUUCACCGAAAUAUUAGCUGACUACGUAGAAAUGGUUUGACAGAAUACAGCGACGUGAUGAAUUAUGGAUGAGACCCAGGAAGUUGACUUCCCUCGCACAUGCAUGCGUGCGAGGGAGACAUAAGCCGUGCUUACUUAAGCACGUUCGUGUGCUUCGGCUUUCAGUACUAUGGUCUCCUAUGUGUAAAAACAAAACAAAAAAACUAGAAACCAGACUUUCACACUUACAAAGUGGUCUCCCCCCUUGUAAGCCAAAUGCCUGGUUAUAUAGCUUCCAACAAGGCAUCUGCUCCUCAUUGAAGCCAGAAUUUUGGGCAUUUAAUUAAACCAAACAAGCGAGUAAAUGAACUGCACUCACAGGGAACGAAAGUGGCAUAAGAAAGGAGCGCAAAAUAAAGGCUUUGCAUUAGCAGUCUCACCUUGAUGACUCCUCUUGUUCAAAGAUAAACAAACAAUCAAUAAAUAAUCAUCUGACUCUGGUGCACAAAGUACGCUCGCCGUUCAAAGGAAAUGUGACUUGUCUUUGAGAAUCAGGCAUGUUUAUUAUCAAAAGGAAGCAACGGAGUUUGUCACUGCGUCAGGAGAUUCAUGACACGAGGCGGAUUAGUGCCACCCAACCCCGUGUGUUAUUAGUCUGCUUUUGGCUUUGUGUUGGCUGUUUGCUCCAUCACUUUGUUUAAAGGCCAUAGUGAACUGCCAAAUGUCUUCCAGAAAAAUUAUUUAUAGCACUUUCAGCCUGCUUGGAAACAAAGAUGUUUUGUACACAUUUGUCCCAUUUCAGAUGAUUAGCCCAUACAACGUAGUCAGAGGAUAGAGACAACUUGCAUUAAAUAUACAAAUGAGAACCCCUUGUGCUGUGUCAGCCAUGUCUGAUUCUGAUCACCAGUGAUACCAAACAGACUGAUGUACAAAAGGUUUUAUUACACUCAGAAACGGAUGUCUCACGCUGAACUGAAGUGUUGAUAUGCACGGCUUUAGCAGUGGAUGACUCCUUAAUAAUGAAAUGAAAAUAUAGAAUCGAAUUUAAAAGGCCGAUGUUGGGGGGGGGGGGGGGGCCUUUUA